AUGAUUAGCUUCAUGCACAUAGCAAAGAAUGUGAAAGUAACAGAAUUAAGUUUGUAUGAAGAUGCAAUACUUGAUGCGUGUUGCCAUAACAUUCCUGCAGAUGAUGAGUUAUGGUAUCGUGUUGUUGAGGUAUCAGUGCUGCUGUUGACUUGCACUCAGAGAAGCAAUCCACGUAGCCCUUGGUACGACCGUGUGCUUUCUGAGAUGCUGGGCCACCUGGAACGGCAACCACUAAACAAAGAACGUCGUGUUGCAUGGCUUACCCUUAUCGGGCCGGUUUUCGAUUCUAUGGGACUCUUCCUAUUGGCACAUUUUCGUCUCCUGUUCUCUCUCUUUUUCCAAUGGAUACAUGCUGAUGAUGAUAGAACAGUUCUUCUGGUUUUAGAACGAAUUCAUACAGUUAUUAAGCUUACCUGGAUCAGGAAGUCACCCUACACUUCAAGGCUGGUGAAUGAGCUUGUUCUUUUGUAUAAAGAGUCAGCCACACGAAAGAGCCGUGAGAUGAUGAGAAAUCACAUAGUGGAAAUACUCAUGCUACUCCAGAAAUGCAAGGGGCAGCAGUUUGAGGAAGCUUGGAAGAAGCAUGAAGCUGAUCUGGAUUUGACAUUGCUGCUAUCCCGUUUCAAAGAACUUUGCACUGAAGAUGGUUCACCAGAAACUGGUAUUCUCAAUGUAGAUAGUUGUUUAGCAUAG
This is a messenger RNA of Triticum turgidum subsp. durum (durum wheat), 693 nucleotides long. The record is from the annotation of a GenBank genome assembly. Lineage: Eukaryota; Viridiplantae; Streptophyta; Magnoliopsida; Poales; Poaceae.